This is a messenger RNA of Dovyalis caffra, 558 nucleotides long. NCBI's taxonomy places the organism in Eukaryota, Viridiplantae, Streptophyta, Magnoliopsida, Malpighiales, Salicaceae. The record is from the annotation of a GenBank genome assembly.
AUGGCUUUAGUGAAGAGAGCCGUGGCUCUGCUGACAGUAAUGACAUUAAUGCUGGAGGUGAUCCAUGCAGCCAUGUACAAGGUUGGGGACUCUGCUGGUUGGACCACUAUUGGUAAAAUUGACUACAAACAAUGGUCUGCUACUAAGACCUUCCAAGUUGGUGACAUAAUUCUUUUCGAAUACAAUGCUCAAUUUCACAAUGUGAUGCGAGUUACACAUGCAAUGUACAAAGCAUGCAAUACCUCGGCCCCUUUGGCAACCUACACCACCGGCAAUGAUUCAAUCAAUAUCAAGACUCGUGGUCACCAUUUCUUUUUCUGUGGUGUCCCUGGCCAUUGCCAAGCUGGACAGAAGGUUGACAUUAAUGUGCUACGGAGAGAUGGAAUGGCACCAACUCCUUCUGCUGCUUCUUCAGUGCCCUCCCCGCCAGUUCCUUCAGCCAAAGUACCCGGGCCAGCCCAAAGUAAUGCAAUGCCAUUGAAGGCUUUGAAAAGUCCUUUUGGUAACAUUGGUUUGGCAAUGGCUGUUUUGGCAACGCUUGUGAUCAAUUUUGCUUAA